ACCACUCCGCCGAGCAUCUUUUCUUCUUCUUCUCCUCCUCCUGACUCCCUCAUUUGGAAGGACGCCAGCCCUGCCGAUCCUUGCAAGUUGGCUCCAAUAAUUUGUGACAUUGUCUGUCAGACAUCAGUGAAUCGAUUCUUUGAAGAAGAAAAAAAAUUGAACGAUCCCUUCCCUCCUCCUCCUCCUCCUCCUCCUCCUCUUCUUCUUCUUCUUCUCUUCCACUCACCACCUUCUUAUAAAUAUGCGACCCGGCGUGCUCGGCUCGCCUCGGUCCAUCCUCGGCGUGCAGCAGGAUAUGAGUCUUGCUGAUUUUUGAUCGUCUUCCUUUCUUGUCCAUGCAAGACCCGGAGUGGAAACAUGUCUGUCCACUUCUCUGAGAGGACCCCGGCUGUCAGAGAUGGCAUUCUGGUCCGGCACUUUCACCUCUAAAGUGCCCAGGAAAAUCUUGUUCAUGUUCACCCUGUCCCUGUCGGUCACCUACUUGUUCUACAGCUUGAUGAGCUGCUACAACUCGCUCCAGUUCCCGCUGCAGGACAACUUUGCCUACCAGGCUCGGCUGGCCACCGAGGAGACCACUUUGGUGAGGGACCAACUUUACUCCACCUCUGCUGAGGCCGAGUUCACCCACAGGAGCACGGUGGUCUCCAUCGUGCACCGGGAUGAGGCGCUGGCGGAGGACGAGGAGGAGGAGGACCGCCAUGCCCGGCCGCCGUCCGCCACAGAGUCCACGCGCCAGCGGGCGGUCAGCACCACGGAGGGCGACCUGCGUGUGAACUGCACCUCGGAUUACGGCGAGAAGAAGCUCCCGCAAGCCAUCAUCAUCGGGGUGAAGAAAGGCGGCACCCGGGCGCUGCUGGAGGCUCUCAGGGUGCACCCGGAUGUCAGGGCCGUGGGGAACGAGCCGCACUUCUUCGACAGGAACUACGAGAAGGGUCUGGACUGGUACAGAGACCUGAUGCCUUCCACGCUGGAGGGUCAGAUCACCAUGGAGAAGACCCCCAGUUACUUUGUGACCAACCACGCCCCCAAGCGCAUCCACACCAUGGCCAGGGACAUAAAGCUGAUUAUCGUGGUGCGCAAUCCUAUCACCAGAGCUAUCUCGGACUACACGCAGACUCUGUCCAAGAAGCCCGAGAUCCCGACCUUCGAGGUGCUCGCCUUUAAGAACCGGACUCUGGGUCUUAUAGACGCGUCGUGGAGCGCUUUACGCAUCGGAAUUUACGCGCUGCACCUGGAGACCUGGAUGCAGUACUUCCCUCUGUCCCAAAUGCACUUCGUCAGCGGGGAGCGGCUCAUCGUGGACCCGGCGGGCGAGAUGGCCAAAGUCCAGGACUUCCUGGGCCUCAAGAGGAUUGUCACGGACAAACACUUUUACUUCAAUAAGACUAAAGGCUUCCCGUGUCUGAAGAAGCCCGAGGACAGCAGCACUCCCAGGUGCCUGGGCAAGUCCAAGGGGAGGACUCAUCCCAAAAUCGAGCCGGACGUGAUCCGGCGGCUGCAUAAGUUCUACAAGCCCUUUAACAUGAUGUUCUACCAAAUGACGGGACAGAACUUUGAGUGGGAGCUGGGGGAGGACAGCGUAUCGCCAGGCUCUCAGGUCUAGCAGAGCGCCGAAGACACACCAGCAGCCUUCGUAUAACUCCACUUUAAAAAAAAACAACAAAAAAAAACCCACUUACUGUUCUGUUCUGGUUUUCAGAAAAGACGCACCACUCAGUCACACCUGUGUCCAUUAGCGCUCUCUCCUUUCCAAACUUCGAAAAAUGUUGACGAUGGCAGAUCAUUAUUGUACA
Molecule: messenger RNA, 1793 nt
Organism: Entelurus aequoreus (snake pipefish)
Lineage: Eukaryota; Metazoa; Chordata; Actinopteri; Syngnathiformes; Syngnathidae
Gene: hs3st4
Product: heparan sulfate (glucosamine) 3-O-sulfotransferase 4
Exons: 2
Coding region: 398-1603 (401 amino acids)
Molecular function (GO): [heparan sulfate]-glucosamine 3-sulfotransferase activity
Source: RefSeq, a predicted model, not a curated record